This is a messenger RNA of Paramecium pentaurelia, 1099 nucleotides long. The record is from the annotation of a GenBank genome assembly. NCBI's taxonomy places the organism in Eukaryota, Ciliophora, Oligohymenophorea, Peniculida, Parameciidae.
AUGUACGAUAUAUCAAAUAUAUUCAAGAGAUGUAUAGAAGAGAAAAUAACAAUUCUUACAGGGAGAUCUAGUAGAGCAGAUAGAUCAUAACUUAAUUCAAGUAUGAUGAUGUCUAGAGUAAAGACAAAAGACAAUCACUAUCAAUUUAAUGAAUCUAACUCACUCAACAAAUAUGAUGUGGAAUUAUCUUACCAAACAGAAUUGGAAUACAAUCCUAAAUUCCUUAUUAAAAAUAGAGAAAAAAAAGAAAUAUUAUCUGAUUGUUCUGAGUGUUAUGAACUACCAAAGAUAUCAUUAUUAGAUCAACAACCAAUAAAAAAAUAUUCAAUGUGCAAUAGUUAACAUGAUUCAUCUGGAAUGACUUCAAGAAAAAAUACUUAUAAUAAAUAUAGAUCCUUUUCUAAUCGUUUAAAAGCAAUGAAAGUUGGUUAUCUUUCAUUAGAUCCAGACAGUACUUAUACUUAAGAGAUUUUCAAAUAACUAUCAAAUUCAAGCAUUUAUUAAGAAAUCACAAAACCUUAAGUAUACUAUAUAUCAAUACUUAGUUAGUCAAAUAUCUAACCAAGUAAUUAGGUAGUUAGGCCAGUGUUUAAAGAUUAAUUAACUUGAUGUAGUUGCCUUAUUCAAUUACUUAAGCAGUUUAUCGAUCUUUCUUACUUUAGAUUAGGGAGAUGAGUCAGCAAUGUAAUAAAUAUUCAAGAUUAUAGAAAUUAUCUAACUAGUCUUUAAUUGUUAUGAUUUAAUAUCUAAAACCUAUUUAAAUACAAGAGAUUUAUUUGAAUUAUUUAAAUCUGGAGGUGCAGCACAAAAAGAUGCAGAUAUAAUCUUUAAAUAUUUAAGAUUUUAGGCUAUUAGAAAUCCAUUUGAAUUGAAUAAUAAAAUCUCAAUAAAAAAGAAGGAUAAAAAUAAACAUUAAAAAUAAGUUGUUAUUACUAUGAUGAAAGAAAAGGCAAGACGAUUAUCUGAAAUAUAUGCUAGAAAACCAAAUUAGGAUAAGAAUGUUGUUACAGAAACAAUCUUUUUAGAAAUAUAUUAAAAUUCUAUUCCUGAAUUUUUUAAAUGUCUUGUCUAUAUAUUGGCCAAUUAUAAUUGUGAUUGA